AUGUCCAUGUCCUCGGAACUGUACACCUCCUCUCGCCACCGCUACCGCUGCGGCGUAGACGGCUGCUGGCGGGAGCCGGUGUUUUCUGCCCCAACUCAGGGGCGCGGCUAUUCCUACUUCGGCGACUACUGCGAGGACCACACCUGCGGCAUCGACGGAUGUCCCCUGCCGAGCGACGGCGACGCCCCCUACUGCUACGAGCACGGGUGCUGGUACGCCGGGUGUCCCCUGCCGUCCAUGGCCGCCGCCGGCGGAUAUGAUCCCCGCAGCCGAGCCUGCCAAGACCACGCCUGCCGCGCCGACUCCUGCCCAUCGGUCUGCGCCCCCGCCAGCGGCAGCAGCGGCAGCGGAAGCGGCCUCCACUGCGCCCGCCACGCCUGCCCGCGCAAGGGGUGCCGCAACCCCAAGCCCGCCGACGCGGCCGCGUGCGCCGAUCACGCCUGCCCCGUCGAUGGGUGCCGGUCCGCCGUCGUCGCCGUCCGCCGCAGCGGCGCCGGCGCCGAGGCCUGCGCGCUACACACGUGCCGCGCCGAUGGAUGCGUCCGCGCCCAGGACGGAGGCGGUGGCGGCGGGUUGUAUUGCGCGGACCACGCGUGCAGGUGGUCGUUCAAGACGUGUCGGCGCCAGGCCGGCAAGGGGAGGGAGUACUGCGAUAGCCACGGGUGCGCGGUGGCGUCGUGUCCGCUGCCGUGUCGGCGGGCGGGUCGCCUGUGCGCUGACCAUGGGUGCUGGUUCGUCGGCGGGGAUGGGAGCGGGGAUGGUGCGGCGGAAUGUCCCAGCGGGCCCAAGGGUCUGGGCCGCUUCUGCGCGGCGCACACGUGUCGGGUGCGGGCGUGCCUCGAGGCUGUGGCGGUGGCGGCGGCGACGGGGACGCCGAGGAGGUUCUGCGCGGGGCAUGCUUGUGCUUGGGAGGGGGAUGGGCCCGGGGGGUGUCCGGCUAGGAGGCGUGGGGGUGGGGGGUUCUUCUGCGAGGGGCAUGCUUGUGCGCGGAGGGGGUGCGUCGGGGCGCGGGGCAGUGGAACCGGUUCUUAUUGCGCGGAGCAUGAGAGGCCUGCUAAGGAGGGGUCCGGGUCGGCGGCGGCGGUGGCGGGGACGGGGAGUUCGGUGGUGGGGCGGUCGCGUAGGGCGGGGCCGGUGCCGGCUGGGCAGCUUGCUAGGAUGUUCCAGGAGGAUCCUAGGGCCGUGUACGCCAUGGCGUAUACGCAGGGGUGGGAGGGGAAGGGCGGGCGCGAGAGGUACGACCGGCUCAGGGGCUACCUGGACAAGGCGAUGGAGUCCCAGCUCAGGCUGUGGUCGCUCGAGACGGAAGGGCUGGAGGAGCCGAGGCUGAUCCUGCAGGAGGCCGCUGCUGAGGAGGUGACGAGCCCUGUUGCCGAGGAGAUGGAGAGGAGGGCUGGUGCCGGGGAUGCGCGGAUCCCGCCUGCGGAGCCGGCUAUAUCCACUGACCCUGCCGUGGAGGGAACGGAGCCAACAACUUCAUGA
Phialemonium atrogriseum is the source of this 1482-nucleotide messenger RNA. RefSeq lists its product as uncharacterized. NCBI's taxonomy places the organism in Eukaryota, Fungi, Ascomycota, Sordariomycetes, Cephalothecales, Cephalothecaceae. The record is from RefSeq and is a predicted model, not a curated record. The coding region runs from base 1 to 1482 and encodes 493 amino acids. The transcript is spliced from 2 exons.